Messenger RNA from Phacochoerus africanus (Common warthog), 7183 nucleotides. It is a transcript of the gene SCN7A, whose product is annotated as sodium voltage-gated channel alpha subunit 7. Gene Ontology annotation, cellular component: voltage-gated sodium channel complex; axon; plasma membrane. Gene Ontology annotation, biological process: neuronal action potential; membrane depolarization during action potential; sodium ion transmembrane transport. The coding region runs from base 304 to 5355 and encodes 1683 amino acids. Lineage: Eukaryota; Metazoa; Chordata; Mammalia; Artiodactyla; Suidae. Gene Ontology annotation, molecular function: voltage-gated sodium channel activity. The transcript is spliced from 25 exons. The record is from RefSeq and is a predicted model, not a curated record.
AACAGCUUCCAGCCAGCGGUGCUGUUCCACUGUGCAUCUGGUCAGGAGGGAUCUCUGGGUCAGCGGCUGGACUGCCGCCCCAGCGACUCUUUCUAGCUGACAAUUUAGUAAGGUCCGUUUACUGCUGAACUGUCAUGACCUGAAUGGCUGGUGAGGGCAGACGCCAGCCUCUCAUCACCUCCUAAGCAACCAGAACUCAGCAAACCGGAGAUCCUGGAAGAAAGAGAAGCCCAGGAAGAGAAAGGGGUUCAAGAAGCGUGGCUUUUCAGGGGCUUUCCUUAGGUGCUGGUGGAGACCUUUCACAUGGUAGCAAGUACAAAAUUGGAAAUGGCUUCCUCAGAACUUAAGGGCCUUAUCCCCUUCACCAGAGAAUCUCUUGAACUUAUGCAACAGUGUAAUGCUAAAAAACACAGUGAAAAACACAAAGCAGAAGAUUUAAAACCCAACAUUGACUUGGAAGUUGGAAAAGAGCUUCCAUUUGUUUAUGGAAAUCUACUUCGAGCAAUGGUAUCAGAGCCAUUGGAAGAUGUGGACCCAUACUACAGGAAUAAAAAGACUUUCAUGGUAUUAAAUAAAAAGAGAACAAUCUUCAGAUUCAGUGCCACCUGGUGUACAUUGUCUCCUUUCAAUUCAAUUAGGAAAACAGCCAUAAAGAUUUUGGUACAUCCCUUUUUCCGACUGCUAAUUUUAAUUAGCGUCCUGAUUGACUGUGUGUUUAUGUCCAUGAUUGAUAUGCCAAAAUGGGGGCUAGCAUUACAGAAUACUUUGCUUGGAAUUUACACAUUCGAAAUACUUGUAAAACUCAUUGCAAGAGGCAUCUGGGCAGGACCUUUUCAUUUCUUUGGUGAUCCAUGGAAUUGGCUGGAUUUCAGUGUAACUUUGUUUGAGCAUAUAACAAGAUAUUCAUCUUUAAACUUAAUUUCAAUAUUUGGAAUUAUAAGAAAUUUAAGAAUUUUGAAAAUUAUUUCUUUAAACCAAGGACUGAAGUCUUUUGCAAGGAUCCUGACCCAUUGUUUGAAGAAGCUUACUGGGGUCAUUAUCCUAACUCUGUUUUUUCUGACCAUAUUUUCUCUAAUUGGGAUGGAACUCUUUAUGGGCAACCUGAAACAUAAAUGUUUGCGAUGGCCCCAAGAAAAUGAAACUGAAAUGCUGCACAACAGAACUGGAAAUCCAUAUUAUAUUAGAGAAAACUUUUAUUAUUUGGAAGGAGAAAGAUAUGCUCUUCUUUGUGGCAACAGAACAGAUGCUGGGCAGUGUCCUGAAGGAUAUGUGUGUAUAAAAGCUGGUGUAAAUCCUGAUCAUGGCUACACAAAUUUUGACAGUUUUGGCUGGGCCUUAUUAGCCCUGUUUCGGUUAAUGACGCAGGAUUACCCUGAAGCACUUUAUCACCAGAUUCUUUAUGCUUCUGGGAAGAUCUAUAUGAUAUUUUUUGUCAUGAUAAGUUUUUGGUUUGCCUUUUAUAUAGCAAGUUUGUUCUUAGGUAUACUUGCUAUGUCCUAUGAAGAAGAAAAGCAGACAGCUGCUGAAAAAGCUAAGAAAAUUGAGCCAGAAUUUCAGCAGUCUUUAACGGAACUUCAAGAAGGAAAAAAAGCAACAGAGACCAAGACCACACAAAUAGAAAUGAAGAAAAAAUUAUCACCUUCUAUGAUUACUUCUUUGGAUAUGCUGGAUGAUGCUACUCUCAGACAUAAAGAAGAACUUAAAAAGUCCAGAAAGAGAUGUGCAUUUCAUUGGUAUAGAUUUUCUAAAACUCUCUUGAUCUGGAAUUGUUCACCCUGUUGGUUAAAAUUGAAGGACUGUGUUCAUGUGGUUAUCAUGGACCCAUUUACUGAUUUUUUCCUUACCAUAUGCAUAAUUCUAAACAUACUUUUUUUGGCUUCGGAACACUAUCCAAUGAGUGUAGAAACUAGCAAUGUUCUCAGCAUUGGAAACCUGGCAUUUAUUGGAAUUUUUACAACAGAAAUGAUUUUUAAAAUAAUCGCUAUGCAUCCAUAUGGGUAUUUCCAAGUAGGUUGGAACGUUUAUGAUAGCCUAAUUGUGUUCCAUGGUUUCACAGAACUUUGUCUAGAAAAUUUUCAUGGACUGGCUGUUUUUCGAUCAUUCAGGGUGUUACGAAUUUUCAAGUUGGGGAAAUAUUGGCCAACCUUUAAGAUUCUAAUGCUGACUCUUGGUAACUCAAUUGUCACCCUGAAAGACUUGGUCUUGCUCUUGUUCACAUUUAUAUUCUUCUCUGCUGUGGUUGGCCUGAAGCUGUUUGGUUCGAAUUACAAAGAAUGUGUCUGCAACAUAGAUGAAGGCUGUCAACUCCCACACUGGCACAUGAAUGAUUUCUUCCACUCCUUCCUGAAUGUGUUCCGGAUUGUCUGUGGAGAGUGGAUAGAGACUUUGUGGGAUUGCUUUCAGGUAGCAAGCCAGUUCAGUUGUAUUCCCUUUUACAUGAUGGUGAUUUUAAUUGGAAACUUAUUGAUACUUUACCUGUUUUUGGCAUUGAUCAGCUCAUUUAGUUCAUACAAGGCUGCAACAAUUGAAGAGAAUGAUGAAGCCAAAAAUCUCCAGUGUGCAAUGGCAAGGAUUAAAAGAGGAAUAAACUAUAUGCUUCCAAAAAUAUUAUGCAAAAAGAAAAAGGUUCAAGAGGAAACAAUGAAUAAUAUAAGUGAUAUAUAUGUUAAAGAGAAUAUUUCUGACCAUACUCUCUCUGAAUUGAGCAACACCCAGGAUUUCCUCAAGGAUAAAGAAAAAAGCAGUGGCACAGAGAAAAACACAAUGACUGAAAAUGAGAGUCGCUCACUUAUCCCCAGUCCAAGUGUCUCAGAAACUGUACCGAUUGCAUCAGAAGAGUCUGAUAUAGAAAAUCUGGACAAUAAGAAAAUUCAGAGUAAGUCAGGAGAUGGAAGCAGCAAAGAGAAGGUAAAGCAAUCUAGUUCAUCUGAAUGCAGUACAGUUGAUAUUGCUAUCUCUGAAGAGGAAAUGGUCUAUGAACAUGAAAAGCUGAAGCAUUUUAAAAAUGGUUAUGAACGAAGAUCUUCCUCUGCUCAAAUCAGUAGAGAAUCCAAGAAAGGAAAAAUUUGGCAGAACAUGGGGAAAACUUGCUGUAAAAUAGUAGAAAAUAGUUGCUUUAAGUGUUUCAUUGGCCUUGUUACUCUGCUUAGCACAGGUGCUCUGGCUUUUGAAGAUAUAUAUAUUGAUCAGAGAAAGACUAUUAAAAUCUUAUUGGAAUAUGCUGACAUGAUCUUCACUUACAUCUUUAUUCUGGAAAUGCUCCUAAAGUGGAUGGCAUAUGGUUUUAAAUCCUAUUUCACUAAUGGCUGGUACAGACUAGAAUUCAUAGUUGUUAUUGUGUUUUGUCUUAGCUUAAUGGGCAAAUCUCGGGAAGAACUGAAACCACUUAUUUCCAUUAAAUUCCUUCGGGCUCUCAGAGUUCUAUCUCAAUUUGAAAGAAUGAAGGUGGUAGUGAGAACUUUGAUAAAAACAACUUUACCCACGGCAAAUGUGUUUCUGGUCUGCCUUAUGAUCUGGCUGGCUUUUGGCAUCAUAGGAGUACAUUUAUUUGCUGGCACAUUCUAUGAAUGCAUUGACCUAACAAGUGGAGAAAGGUUUCCUAUAUCUGAAGUCAUGAAUAGAAGUCAGUGUGAAAGCCUUGUAUUUAAUGAAUCCAUGCCAUGGGAGAAUGCAAAACUGAACUUUGAUAAUGUUGGAAUCAGCUUUCUUUCACUGCUUCAAGUAGCAACAUUUAAUGGAUGGAUCACUAUUAUGAAUUCAGCAGUUGACUCUACUGGUGUAGAUAUGCAGCCUAAUUUUGAAAAUAACAUCUACAUGUAUUGUUACUUUGUUGUCUUUAUUAUUGUUGGAUUAUUUCUUCCUCUGAGUAUGUUGAUUGGUGCAAUUGUUGCUAAUUUCAACAAGUAUAAAAUGAAGGGAGGUGCAAAUAUAUUUAUAACAGUAAAACAGAAGAAACAAUACCGUGCACUGAAGAAGCUGAUGUAUGAUGACUCUCAAAAACCAGUACUUCGCCCAGGAAACAAGUUCCAAGGAUUCAUCUUUGACUUGGUAACAAAUCAAGUUUUUAAUGUCAUCAUUAUGGUUCUUAUCUGUUUCCAAGCAAUAACCAUUAUGAUACAAAGUGAUGAACAGAGCCUGCAAAUAGACAUUGCUCUCUACUGGAUUAACUCAGUUUUUGUUAUGCUAUAUGCUGGAGAAUGUGUGCUGAAGCUCAUCGUUUUCCAUUGUAACUAUUUCACUAGUGGAUGGAACAUUUUUGAUUUUAUGGUGGUUGUUUUCUCUAUUACAGGACUAUUUCUGCCUCUGACGGUAGGAUAUUACCUUGUACCUCCUUCCCUUGUGCAACUGAUACUUCUCUCACGGAUCAUCCACAUCCUGCGUCCUGAGAAAGGACCAAAGGUGUUCCAUGAUCUGCUGCUUCCUUUGAUGCUGUCACUCCCCGCAUUGUUGAACAUCAGUCUUCUCAUCUUCCUGGUCAUGUUUGUCUACGCCAUCUUCGGAAUGUACAGUUUUGCCUAUGUUAAAAAGGGAGGUGGAAUUAAUGAUGUGUCCAACUUUGAAACCUUUGGCAGCAGUAUGCUCUGUCUUUUCCAAGUUACAAUAUUUUCUGGUUGGGAUCAAAUGCUUGAUGCAAUUUUCAACAGCAAAUGGUCUGACUGUGAUCCUGAUAAAAUUAAUCCUGGGACUCAGGUUAGAGGAGACUGUGGUAACCCCACAGUUGGGAUUAUUUAUUUUGUCAGUUACAUCCUCAUAUCAUGGCUGAUCAUUAUAAACAUGUACAUUGUUGCUGUCAUGGAGUUUUUAAAUAUUGCUUCUAAAAAAAAAGCCAAGACAUUGAGUGAAGAUGAUUUUAGGAAAUUCUUUCAGGUAUGGAAGAGGUAUGAUCCUGAUAGAACCCAGUAUAUAGACUCUAGCAAGCUUUCCGAUUUUGCAGCUGCUCUUGAUCCUCCUCUUUUCAUGGCAAAACCAAACAAGGGCCAACUCGUUGCCAUGGAUCUUCCCAUGGCUGUUGGGGACAGAAUUCAUUGCCUGGAUGUCUUACUUGCUUUAACAAAGCGAGUUAUGGAUAAAGAUGUGAAGAUGGAGAAAGUUCUUUCAGAGAUAGAAUCAGGAUUUAUGUUAGCCAACCCUUUUAAGAUCACAUAUGAGCCAAUUACAACUACUCUGAAACGAAAACAAGAGGCAGUCUCAGCAACUAUCAUUCAACGUGCUUAUAAAAAUUACCGUUUGAGGCAAAAUGACAGAAACACACCAGACAGUCAUGUGAUAGACAAUGACAAGGAAGUCCAGAUUAUCAAAGAAGAUUCUGAUUUUGAAAAAGCUGAGGGAAAGGCAACAAUUCAAAGUCAAAUCUAAUCCCACACUACCUUUUCACCUUCUUUGCAUAUCCUGCAAAUGUUAAAAAUUUAAAUCAGAAAUAAAAGCAAAGAUCAGAGAAAGAAAAUAUUUUACUUAAUAAUCAAUUGUUUACAACCCAUAGCAGAUAAGCUUGUCCUCACAAGAUCCCAUGUCCAGUUCACUUUUACCUCUGUAUAUUCAGUCUAGCCAAGACAACCCCUUACUAUCACUGGAGACUUAAACUGGGUUAAAAUUGUCAUUUGAUAACCCAGUGCUUAUUUUCUCUAUAUGGCUUAUAUGAUAUGCACUUCUUCUGGAGGAUGGGGGAGGUAGUGGCUGCGAUUAGUAGCAAAAGGACUGUCUUAUAUAUUUUAUGUCUGCUUUAACUUGAUAGAUUCAAGUCACCACUGGUAGGAUUUAAGUUCCAAAUAAACAAGUACUUUCUUAAUGUGGGGUGAUGUUUAAAAAAAAAAUAGUACAAUGCUACCAGCCAAUAAUCAUAAAUUUGCCUAAACAGAUGGCAAUCAGGGGAAGAAGAAAUACAGUUCUUAGAAAGUGCCUUGGAGAUCAGUCACUCUUGGGGUGAUUCAAACCACUUUUGAAAAAGAUUAAUUAGAGCUUAAGUUCUGUUUCUGAUUGCUUUUGUUUUAUUUUCUUUUUGGUACUGUGGAUUAAUGUUGUUUCAUUUUUCAUUGUGGUUUCUUAUCUUUGGCUAGUUCCAGCUAAAGUCCAACUCUUUAACAGAAUGGAUUCCUACAAUAAUCAGCAUAAAGGAAACUAUAGUUAUGGUCUACAUUUUUUAAAUUUUCUUAUUUCUCAUUGGGAAACAGUGGCCCCUUUAAAGUACUUUUCACUGUACUUUAUUUUUUUUUUAUAACUUUGAGAAAAAAGUGAUCACUAAAACUAUGUGGACUCAAAUAGGAGAUCAAAGUGUGAGUUUAUUGGUUGUGGUGUUUUAUAACAUUAGUGAAUGCAAAUUAGUUUGCACUGAUUUAUUUUUCCAAGUUUUUUUGUUGGUUUGUUUUUAUCACGUACAUAAUAACUCUGUAAAAUGUUUUAUGUUUGAAAAUUUUUAAAGUCCUAAACAUUAAUUUUCACUAGUAAAAUUGUUUGUUAAGGAUAGGCACAAAUAUGAAGAAAGCAUAAAAAUGCAGUCACUUGCAUCCCUGUAGUCUGAGAUUCUGAUAUUUCUUCCAUUUGUAUUAAGACUGAUUUCAAUGUGCCUACAAAGUGCUAAAGGAUUCAAAAAGAAAAUAUAUAUACUCUUGACUUACAUGACAUUUUAAAUAUGUUGUAUGACAUUCAGUAUCACUUAAAUAUCAGCAAUUAUAUUUUAUUAUGAAUGCAUGAUCCCAAUUGAGCCUUAACUAUUAUAAUCUAUUUCUGCUCCUCAGAAAUGUAUUAACCUGACCAAGAUGCCUUUGGGGACCCCCCCCCCCAAGCAAAUGUAAUUUCAGGGCUCUGUUUCUUUCAAUAAGUGUUCCUUCCUUCUCUCCUCCCCUUCUCCAUCAUGUGUUGGAGACCAGUGAGGAGUCAGUACUAAUUUAGGGGCAUGGUAAGAGCCAGUGCUUUAGCUAAGCUUCUCAGUUUUCUAUUUCUUGGAAAUGCUUUGAUGUGGAAACUGCUUCAAAUAUUUAAAUUUAACUUGCUUCUGUAAAUUCCAUAAAGAUUAUGAACUGAUUUUAGUUUGAAAAUUCUAUCUUUUAAUUGAAAUCAUUUGCCAUUAACCUCCCAAAAACUAUGUAAAGAAUUAUUUUUAACAAAGUCUUACAAUAUAUUCUACUUUUUAGAUACUAAAGAAAAUAAUAAAUCUAACCUGUUAACCACACUAAACUUUGGUUCUUUU